GCGCGCGCGCGCGCGUGCGCGGGAGCGGUGCCGCGAUGGCGGCGCUGCUGGAGUACGAGAGCCAGAUCUUCCUGGAGCUUUUCCACCGCGACGGGCUCGUCGUGUGCGCCCGCGGGCUCGGCAUCGACCGCCUGCUGCUGCGCUUCCUGCGCCUCUACUGCGAGCCCGCCAGCCUCGUGCUCGUGCUCAACACCAGCCCCGCCGAGGAGGAGUAUUUUAUUGAUCAGCUGAGGUCAGAUGGAGUUGUUCAUCUCCCUCGACGCGUUACCAAUGAAAUUGCAAACAACACUCGAUAUGAAUUUUAUACACAAGGAGGAGUUGUCUUUGCAACAAGUCGGAUCCUUGUGGUAGAUUUCCUUACUGACAGAAUUCCUGCCAAUCUCAUUACCGGCAUUUUGGUGUACAAAGCACACAGAAUCAUUGAGUCCUGUCAGGAAGCGUUCAUCUUGCGACUUUAUCGCCAGAAGAACAAGCAAGGCUUCAUUAAAGCUUUUACAGAUAAUGCAGUUGCAUUUAACACUGGCUUUUGUCAUGUGGAAAGAGUGAUGAAAAAUCUUUUUGUUGGGAAGCUUUAUCUGUGGCCAAGAUUUCAUAUAGCAGUGCACUCGUUUUUAGAGAAGCAUAAACCUGAAGUGGUGGAAAUACACGUGGCAAUGACCCCUGCUAUGCUUGCUAUCCAAACUGCAAUCCUGGACAUUCUGAAUGCAUGUCUGAAGGAACUCAAACGUUACAACCCAGCUCUUGAAGUAGAAGAUCUAUCUUUAGAGAAUGCUAUUGCUAAACCUUUUGACAAGACAAUACGUCACUAUCUAGAUCCUCUCUGGCAUCAGCUUGGAGCCAAGACAAAGUCUUUGGUCCAGGAUUUGAAGAUCCUACGCACUUUGCUACUGUAUCUAACCCAGUACGAUUGUGUUACUUUCCUUAAUCUCCUGGAGUCACUGAAAGCGAGUGAAAAAGCUUUUGGUGAGAAUUCAGGCUGGCUGUUCCUUGACUCCAGUACUUCAAUGUUUGUGAAUGCUCGAGCUCGAGUUUAUCGCAUUGCAGAUGAGAAACUGAAUCAGAAAGGCAAAGGCUCAGGCUCUGAAAAACGUGAUGUAAAGAAGGAAAAUGAGCUGAAAAGGGAAUUGGUUCUAGAAAGUAACCCAAAAUGGGAAGCUUUGAGAGAAGUACUGAAAGAAAUUGAAAAUGAGAAUAAGAACAGUGACAACCUUGGUGGUCCAGGGCAAGUGCUCAUUUGUGCCAGUGAUGACCGAGCCUGUGCACAGCUCAGGGAGUAUAUUAUUGCUGGAGCAGAAGCUUUUUUAACAAGACUAUACAACAAAACCUUCGGAAAGGACGAGAAAGCUGGAGAAGUGUGGAUUAUGGACAGAAAAGCCAUCAAGUCCAAAGGAAAUGCCAAACCAGACACAGGGCCUCAAGCAAAAAAAGCCAAACUGACAGCUUCUUCAAAACAAAAUAAACAGAAGAAGCAGCAAGACCGGACUCUAAUCCAAAUGAUAGGGAAAACUGAGGAGGAAAAGAGAGAGGAGGUUGAGGUUGAAGACAACAAAGAAUUAAGUGAUAGCCAAGAAGGCAACACUGAAGAGAUGAUUCCUGAAGAUUUUGAUUUGAACUUGCCCUCAGAUUGUUACUAUGGGAUUUUCAAGGACCCGCUGACAAUUAUCCACCCGCUGCAGGGGUGUGGGGAUCCCUACGCGCUCACUCGGGUGCUGCACGAGGUAGAACCCAGAUAUGUUGUGUUGUAUGAUGCAGAGCUCACUUUUGUUCGGCAGCUGGAAAUCUACAAGGCAAGCAGGCCUGGGAAGCCUUUAAGAGUUUAUUUCCUCAUAUAUGGGGGCUCCACAGAAGAGCAGCGCUACCUCACAGCUCUGAGGAAAGAGAAGGAGGCCUUCGAAAAACUCAUUCGAGAGAAGGCCAGCAUGGUUGUUCCUGAAGAGAGAGAAGGAAGAGAUGAAACAAACUUAGUCCUCCUCAGAGACGCCAGACCUGCCUCUGCCUCUGUUGACACACGCAAAGCAGGUGGACAGGAACAGAAGGGUGUUCAGCAAACCAUAAUCGUGGAUAUGCGGGAAUUCCGUAGUGAGCUUCCGUCACUGAUCCAUCGCCGAGGGAUCGACAUUGAGCCUGUGACCUUGGAAGUUGGGGACUAUAUUCUAACCCCUGACAUCUGUGUGGAGCGGAAGAGCAUCAGCGAUCUGAUCGGUUCCCUGAACAACGGCCGGCUGUACUCCCAGUGCGUGGCCAUGUGCCGCUACUACAAGCGGCCAGUUCUCCUCAUUGAGUUUGAUCCUAACAAAUCCUUCUCCUUGAUCCCACGAGGCUCUUUACAGCCAGAAAUUUCCAGCAAUGAUGUUACUUCUAAACUAACCCUUCUCACCCUGCACUUCCCAAAGUUACGGAUCCUGUGGUGUCCCUCUCCCCACGCUACUGCUGAACUCUUUGAAGAGUUGAAAGAAAACCGUCCCCAGCCCGAUGCAGAAACAGCGAUGGCCAUCACCGCGGAUUCCGAAACGCUCCCCGAGUCAGACAAGUACAACCCUGGGCCUCAGGACUUCCUGCUGAAAAUGCCAGGGGUUAAUGCAAAGAACUGCCGUGCCUUAAUGACCCACGUUAAAAGCAUUGCAGAGCUGGUGACACUGUCCAAGGACGAGCUAUCCAAGAUUUUGGGUAAUGCUGCCAAUGCCACACAACUCUUCGACUUUAUUCACCUGACCUAUGCAGAGGCACUAGCCAAAGGAAAAAGCAAAAGAUGACUCAUGAGAUUGUUCAACACACAGCACAGAUAAUCUUUUCUGGCACAGUACUUUGGCAAAUACAUGAAAUAUUUUAAUAAAUGCCCCUCUAAGAUAA
Molecule: messenger RNA, 2850 nt
Organism: Passer domesticus (house sparrow)
Lineage: Eukaryota; Metazoa; Chordata; Aves; Passeriformes; Passeridae
Gene: ERCC4
Product: ERCC excision repair 4, endonuclease catalytic subunit
Exons: 11
Coding region: 36-2753 (905 amino acids)
Biological process (GO): nucleotide-excision repair involved in interstrand cross-link repair; double-strand break repair via homologous recombination; resolution of meiotic recombination intermediates
Cellular component (GO): nucleotide-excision repair factor 1 complex
Molecular function (GO): single-stranded DNA binding; damaged DNA binding; single-stranded DNA endonuclease activity
Source: RefSeq, a predicted model, not a curated record